CAACAUAUCUUGCUAGCCGGAGCGAAAAGUACCCACGUUCAACUGUUGUGUGGUUGAUUGUUCGUCAAACUGGAAGGCAGCGACUGACAAGCUAUUUGAGUAGACAGCGAGCUGGCUAAUAGCUUCUGCUUGGUGCUUCAGCUGUUAUUUGGACAGGAGUUUCGGAUUUCAAGAUAAAAUGGAUGGUGAAGAGAAGACCUACGGUGGCUGUGAAGGCCCAGAUGCCAUGUAUGUGAAGCUGAUCUCUUCUGAUGGCCAUGAGUUCAUAGUGAAGAGAGAACACGCCUUGACCUCAGGGACCAUCAAAGCCAUGUUGAGUGGACCAGGUCAGUUUGCAGAGAAUGAAACCAACGAAGUGAACUUCAGAGAGAUCCCCUCCCAUGUCCUGUCCAAGGUGUGCAUGUACUUCACCUACAAGGUCCGCUACACCAACAGCUCCACGGAGAUCCCAGAGUUCCCCAUCGCCCCGGAGAUCGCCCUGGAACUACUCAUGGCUGCCAACUUCCUGGAUUGUUAGCUCAAAGAAAUGUAGCAACUGAAACUCUUUAAAACAACAAAAAAAAACAUUUGUUUUGACUAUUUAACUUUGUUUCAGAUAUAAAACUAAACCGUGAAUGAUGAGUACUUUGUCAGUAUGCUUUUAAGCUUUUGUUUAUUUAUAUAUCUUUUUUUUUUGCUACAGGCUUUAUGUCCACCUUUUUUAUUGGUUAGUAGUGAGUCUCAUUUGAAUAUAAUAAACUAAUAUGGCUGCACCAGUUGCUCCAGAAUGUGGCACCUGGUAAACAAUCGUUCCUUAUCUCCCACCACAAUAAAGGAUGUUUGGUGAGUGUU
This is a messenger RNA of Oncorhynchus gorbuscha (pink salmon), 831 nucleotides long. RefSeq names its product elongin-C. Gene Ontology annotation, molecular function: protein-macromolecule adaptor activity. Gene Ontology annotation, biological process: ubiquitin-dependent protein catabolic process. Lineage: Eukaryota; Metazoa; Chordata; Actinopteri; Salmoniformes; Salmonidae. The transcript is spliced from 6 exons. The record is from RefSeq and is a predicted model, not a curated record. The coding region runs from base 179 to 517 and encodes 112 amino acids. Gene Ontology annotation, cellular component: elongin complex.